Messenger RNA from Scatophagus argus, 21695 nucleotides. Its product is annotated as histone-lysine N-methyltransferase 2C-like. The transcript has 79 exons. NCBI's taxonomy places the organism in Eukaryota, Metazoa, Chordata, Actinopteri, Scatophagidae. Gene Ontology annotation, molecular function: transcription coactivator activity; histone H3K4 methyltransferase activity; histone binding. Gene Ontology annotation, cellular component: nucleus; MLL3/4 complex. The record is from RefSeq and is a predicted model, not a curated record. Gene Ontology annotation, biological process: positive regulation of transcription by RNA polymerase II. Bases 598 to 20589 code for a protein of 6663 amino acids.
AACGUCAUGUUUAGUUAGUGAGUGGUCCGUGUUGAAGGCACGUGCAUCAGCAGUCCGGCUCCUCGCGGCUCCAGUCCGGGACUUCAGGUCUGAUGACAGAGACCGCUUCACCAGAGCAGCCCUCCAACAGAUCCCUCCGCGGGGUCAGACACUUUUUUACACAACACAAACAAAUGAACCCAGCCUCACGUAGGCGCACACACACCAGCACGUUUUAAACCCUCGCCGGUCAAAGUCGCUUUUAUCCACGCGUAAAGUAGCGACUCUGCCCGGUAAACGCGUCUGCUCGGGUGAAACAGUUAAUGUUUUCUUGGACCUACUUCUCCUGCUGGCGCUGACAGGCGGUGCUUCGGUCGCUCCUAAACAUGGCCUCCAUGACGGAGCGACCGCUUCAAGUUUAAUUUUUCGCCAAUUUUCAGUGCAAAACCGUCAAAUUUCCCCUUCCACGAUCAACGGGAAUGUUUCGUCGGAAAAUCUUAUCAUGCCAGACUUGUGAAACAGAUGUGAUCUUUCGGAGAACUUCGCUGUUGGAUUUAAACAGAUCGGUUUAAGUUGGCUGGAAAGCUGGAGAGGAAAAAGAGAAUUGCAUCAAAUCAAAUGCCAUCUGAGUCUCAGUCUCAGGAGCCUCGGGACAGAGGACCGGCCCCUCCCAUCACCCGCGCUGGACGCAGCGCUCUGCUGGCUAAAGCUGCGGCUGCUAACCCCACUCCCGAGAGGCGGCCUCGUGGACGACCUCGGAAAGAUGGGAGCGGCGGCCGCUCUGCGCCUCCUGCCCCUCCUCCUCCUCCUCCUCCACCUCCUAAAUCAAGGAAGAAGGGGCGGAGUCGAGGCCGAGCCCAGGUAGAGGAUGAAGAGAGCAUGGAUGCCACAGAGAAGAAAACCCUCCAGAAGACAGAGGUGAAGGAGAAGACAGCAGGACGCCGCCGGUCCACCUCCAGGAGAAAAUGCAACACAAACUCUGACCCCAACCAAGACUGUCUCAGUCCAGAGCCUGAUCCAAACCCUAACUCUCCUCACCCUGACCCCACACCCACCCCAGAGUCCAGCCUAGAACCUCCUCCCAAGCUUGAGGAGGAUGGAACGAGCCCUGCCCCUGCUGCCUCACUCGUGGCCUCCAGCCCUGGACCAGCUCCCAGUCCUGAGGAAGAAGCUCGAGUCAGUCCCCUGCCCUGCAGCCCAGAUCACAGCCCAGCCUCCAGCCCCAGGCCUGCUCCUGGCCCUGUGGAGGAGGAGGACCAGCCCAGGCUGAACCACAGCCCUGCUCCCAUUGAGGUGGACUGCAGUCCCAGUACAGUUCCCAUGGAGACGGAGGGGGCCAGGGCCAGUCCCAAGAAGCAUAGUCCCACCAUGAGUCCCUGCUCCAGUCCUCCGGUCUCUCCCUGCUCCCGACUGGAGGAUGAAGACUCUCUGUCCCCUUUGUUCCAGCAGUGUCUAUCAGAGGACUCUGGGGACUCGCCCACCCCCAGUCUGGGACACACCAAAAAACGUCUGAAGCAGUGUGCCUUCUGUUACCGUGGUGACGAACCUCCUCUGGGCCAGGGCCGCCUGGUGGUGUUCGGUCCGACGCCCGGCUACAUCCCACUCCACAUUCUCAACCGCCGCGCCUCCUCUGACCGAGACAACGACUGCCACGACCACUGCUACCGUGGCGAUCCUGCCCCGCCCACGUGCAGCAGUCCAGAGCAGUGUGAGGAGGAGUCUUCCUCAGAGUUUGUGGAGCAGCUCGGACCCAUUGGCCUUCCACAUGACAUUGAUGUCCAAUCACUGUUCGACCCCACAGGUCAGUGCUGCGCUCACCUGCAGUGUGCAGCCUGGUCAGAGGGGGUCUGUCGUGGAGAGGGACAAUCACUGCUCUACGUGGACAAAGCCAUCGACUCAGGAAGCACGCAGGCGUGUGCGUUCUGUCGUCGGCUCGGAGCGUCGCUGCGUUGCCAGGAGCAGAGCUGUGGGCGGAGCUACCACUUCCCCUGCGCUGCUGCUGCCGGAGCUCACCAGGACUGGACCCAGAGACGCACAUUGUGUAGAAGACACACACAUGCAGCUGCCACACAGUGUGUGUCGUGUUCGGGUAGUGCAGAUGUCAAUGGUCUGUUGAUGUGCUGUUGCUGUGGUAACUGUUACCACGGCAGUUGCCUGGACCCCCCUCUGGUCCCCUCCCCCCUGUGCCGGGCUGGCUGGCAAUGUCCUCAGUGUCGAGUGUGUCAGAGCUGCAGGUUGCGAGAACACAAUGGGGUGUUGAUCGUAUGUGAGCGCUGUGAUAAAGCCUACCACACACACUGUCUCAUACCACCUCUGGACUGUGCACCAAGCACCGGCUGGAGCUGCAAGAACUGCAGAAUCUGUCGCCGCUGUGGUGUGAGGUCAUCAGGCCAGUGGGCGAAUCAUCCAUUUUUGUGUGAGUCAUGUGACCCUGCCCUGCCCUGCCCUCUCUGUGACCGUGCCCCUGACCUCUACACGCCACAGGACUGUCUGACUUGUAUCUGCUGCUAUAGGUGUGUUCAUACAGAGUGUGCUGUCCAGGCCGGGGAGGGCAGGGCAAUUUCCGAAGACUAUGUCUGCUCUGUCUGCAGGCCUCAGCAGGACAUGCUAGAGGCUCCACCCUGCAGUCUUCAUGCUCAUAGCCCAGCCCCGUUCUCCCCCGUCCUCUGUACACCAUCGCAGCAAAGUCUUAAGCCAUCUCAACCUGAACCCACAGAGCUCCAGCAUAGUCCCGCACCGUCUCAACCUGAACCCACAGAGCUCCAGCAUAGUCCCGCACCGUCUCAACCUGAACCCACAGAGCUCCAACAUAGUCCCGCACCGUCUCAACCUGAACCCACAGAACUCCAGCAUAGUCCCGCACCGUCUCAACCUGAACCCACAGAGCUCCAGCAUAGUCCCGCACCGUCUCAACCUGAACCCACAGAACUCCAGCAUAGUCCCGCACCGUCUCAACCUGAACCCACAGAGCUCCAGCAUAGUCCCGCACCGUCUCACCCUGAACCCACAGAGCGCCAGCAUAGUCCCGCACCGUCUCAACCUGAACCCACAGAGCGCCAGCAUGGUCCCGCACCAUCUCAACCUGAACCCACAGAGCUCCAGCGUAGUCCCGCACCGUCUCAACCUGAACCCACCGAGCUCCAGCGUAGUCCCGCACCGUCCCAAUCUGAACCCACAGAGCUCCAGCAUGGUCCCACACCGUCUCAAUCGGAACCCACAGAACUUCGGCGUAGUCCCGCACCGUCUCAACCUGAACCCACAGAGCUCCAGCAUAGUCCCGCACCGUCUCAACCUGAACCCACAGAGCUCCAGCAUAGUCCCGCACCGUCUCAAUCUGAACCCACAGAGCUUCAGCAUAGUCCCGCACCGUCUCAAUCUGAACCCACAGAGCUCCAGCAUAGUCCCGCACCGUCUCACCCUGAACCCACAGAGCUCCAGUGUAGUCCCGCACCGUCUCAAUCUGAACCCACAGAGCUUCAGUGUAGUCCCGCACCGUCUCACCCUGAACCCACAGAGCUCCAGCUUGGUCCCGCACCGUCUCAACCUGAACCCACAGAGCUCCAGCAUAGUCCCGCACCAUCUCAUCUUCAACCCAAAGAGGUCCAACAUAGUCGUGAACCGUCUCCACACGAAUCCACAGAGCCCCAACAUAGUUCUGCAUCUUGUCAGUCUGAACCCACAGAGCUUCAGCAUAGUCCUGCACCGUCUCAAUCUGAACCCACAGAGCUCCAGCUUGGUCCUGCACCGUCUCACCCUGAACCCACAGAGCUCCAGCGUAGUCCCGCACCGUCUCAAUCUGAACCCACAGAGCUUCAGUGUAGUCCCGCACCGUCUCACCCUGAACCCACAGAGCUCCAGCUUGGUCCCGCACCGUCUCAACCUGAACCCACAGAGCUCCAGCAUAGUCCCGCACCAUCUCAUCUUCAACCCAAAGAGGUCCAACAUAGUCGUGAACCGUCUCCACACGAAUCCACAGAGCCCCAACAUAGUUCUGCAUCUUGUCAGUCUGAACCCACAGAGCUUCAGCAUAGUCCUGCACCGUCUCAAUCUGAACCCACAGAGCUCCAGCAUAGUCCUGCACCGUCUCAUCCUCAACCUAAAGAGGUCCAACAUAGUCCUGAACUGUCUCCACAUGAACCCACAGAGCUCCAACAUAGUCCCGCACCUUCUCCAUUUAAUCCAGCAGAGCUCCAGUAUAGUCCUGCGCCAUCUCACCCUGAUCCAGCAGAGCUCCAGCAUAGUCCUGCAUCGUUUCACCCUGAACCCAAAGAGCUUGAAGCGAGCCCUUCGCCAUCUCACCCUAAUCCCAUUGAGCUCCCACAAAGUCCUGUGCCAGGUCACUCUGAUCUUACAGAACACCAGGAAAGGCACGCCUUCCAUCACCUUAGUCCAGUGGAGCUUCCGCAAAGGCCUCCACAGUCUCACUCUGGUUCAACAGAUCUUCAUAAAAGUCCUUUGCCAUGUACGACUGGCCCCAUUGAGCUAAAGCAAAGUCCUGACUGUGUGAUGCAGACUCAGCAUAGUUCUCACCCACUUAGUUACAUUUCUUCUACCCCUGCCCAGAGUUCCACAGAGGAUCAGCUUAUGGAUGCAGAGUCUCAGCAGAGUCCAGUGCAGGGUAGUCCCGUAUUUUGUAGUCAUUCUCGUUCUCCACACAGUCCACAGUCAACUGAGGCAGUGAUUAGUCCUGCCCAUGUUCAACCAGGGCCCCCAGAGCAUCAGCACAGCCCGCCACCUCACAGUCCCGUACAGGACUACACUGCACACACAGAGCUCCAUAGACCAUGUAGUAAUGACAUGAUCAUCACACAGUCUCAGCGCAGUUCCCCACAAAGACAACAUAGUCCUGCACAAGAUGACACAUCAUAUCCACAGAGUCCUACACAGGAUUCCAAACCUACACUGGACCAGGAGAGCCCUGGAUCAAGCAGCCCUGCUCAGCUGCGAUGUGGGGCUGCACAAGAUGUAACUACACUGGACCAGGACCUCUCACCAGUCUACUGUAGGUCUGUCCAUACAGCAAGUAGACACACCUCAUCGAAGCCUAUUUCAGCUCCAUGUAGCCCAUCACCGGCCCCACAGAGAGCCACAGUGUGUAGUCUAUCACAGCCUUCAAGCCCAGUAUUGGCCCACACUUUGAAGGUCAUGCUGCUUCCUUCUCAGCUUGCUACACAGUCAAAAGUCAUGAAAGGGGUCCCCAAAACCAGUAUCACAGAAUUGUCCUCGGAUCAAAGCCUAGUGCAGCUGAGGACUAAUGUUGAAGGCCAAACACUGGAAAGUAGCCCUACCCCUCCUAGCCUCACUGCUAACCUGUCCACAGUGGCCCAUGAUAGCCUUGGUCCAGAUGGCAAACUCCCAGUCCAGCUCACUCCUGUGCAGAGUAGUGCACUUAUCCUGGAAAAUCCCAGCACCUCUCAAGUCCCUGCCAUGGCUGCACCAGAAAGCCUUGUUCACCUUGGUACUUCAGAAGAACACAGUAGCCUAACUUGCUCAGCUUAUGAUGAAACAGGUAGCCACAUUAAUCAGAGUCCUUGUGACAGUCCAUCACACCACACAAUAGUUAUUGAAGGUAAAGCCAACUUCAUACAUAUCCAACAUAGCUCAGCCAGUUUUAGCCCCAAACAUGCUAUUGAAACGCCUGCUAGCCCUGCAAGCUCUCCUCUGGCCUGUACUAGCCCCAUGCCAGUGGAGCCUAUCCUUGCCCAUGUCAGCUGCUCUGCACCACCAGUUCAUACAAGCCCUACUCAUGGUAGCCCAAUCCUCAUGGAAACUAACAGUGGCUACAGUCUGAUGGGCAACGUGCAAGCUCAAGAGAGAGCUAGUCCCCCUGUUUGUAUUGUUAUGGAGCUUGCACAGACACAGACAAGCCAGAGUCCCUCACAUGUCCAAACAGUCUGCAGUCCUUCACAGAAGUCUCCGGUACAGAGAAGCCCCCUGCCAGCUCCAAUCAGCUUUAGUCCUCCACACUGUAGCCCCGCUGAUACUAGCCCAGCUAGUAGCUCUCAGAGCCCUAGUGGCCAGACAAGUUCCAAUGCUGCUAACGAAAGUGAUGUUAGUGUCAUCCACAGUCCACAUCGGUCUAGCCCUGCUGGUCAACCUAGCCCUUUACAAAGCACUUCCAGUAGUGCCCACUCAGGCCCAGUCCAAAGUCAUACUCCCUCUUUAGCUAGCAUAUACAGCAGCGUUGCACAUGCUACUGACACUUGUGUUGGCCCACCUCAUAGUCCAGCUCAGGCUAGUGAAUCAUAUAGUUGUCUUACAGGUAGUCCCCAUUAUAGCCCAUCGCCCAACACUGGAACCAGUUCUGGCUCGACUGUGACACAUUUAAGCCCUACUUUGGCUGGUUCAGGUCUUGGUGUACACAUGGUGGCCAGUUCCACAAUGCAGAGUUCUUUUCUUCCUAAUUUGGUUCAGCUUGAACCCAGUCUUUUCAAACCUACAGACAGUAGUGGCCAGUCGAGCUCAACAUCUGCCAGUUGCCCGCCUGAUGACUCAUCUGCUUUUAGCCCCAGCCAGGCUAGUCUGAACCAGGUUAGCCAACCCCCUGCUAGUCCUCUUCAUAUUCUCAAUAAGUCAUCUGUUGAAAACCAGCAAUGCGCUGCCCUGGACAGCCCCCUGCAUCAAGGAACAGCCCUUCCUGAUGAUGCUACUUCCACUCAGACUAGUCAGAGCUAUGCUAGCCCUGUCCAUUUUAGUCCCACUCAGGAUAAUAUUGGGAUGCCUUGCACAAGCCACAUUAGUGAAAUAUUGGCUAGUCCCCCACCAUCUGCAUCCUCACAAGUUAGCCCUCCUAACCCUCCUCACACAUUUUCUGCUCAUGCUCCACAAGUGCAAGCUAGCUUAGUUCACAGUAGCCCAGUUGCUAGUCCUGUUUUUAUCCUCUUGCAAACAGGUGAUACACAAAUUAACCCGAGUGCUGUUCCUACCAGCCCUGAGACUAGUUCUUGUCCUGGUCUUGCUCAUCCUGUGCAGCCAGAGUCUAGUCCCAGUCCUGAUUCUGGUAACCUCGUAGGGGGUGAGGCUAGCCCUGGUCCCAAUUCUGUUAGCUCUGGACUUACCAUCCCUGACCAGUCUAAGACCAGCCCAAGUCCUACUAGCCCUGGGCAGCCUGACGCUGGUCAUGAAGGUCACUCUGUUUCCUGCCCCCGACAGCACAGACAAACAGAGAGAGAGUGUGCAGCCGCUGUGGACACCUGCAUGACUGAGGUCGAGGAAGAGAUGGUGCAACAGAAGAAGACUGAAGAGAGAGAGAAGGAGAAAGAGGCUCCUCAGCAGGAGGCGGUGGAGGAGCCUCAUCAGGCAAAGGAGACCCUAGAAAAGGGGGAGCCUGGAGGUGAUGCACGAGAUCAGGAGGAGGACUGGCACAGCGGCGCAAGCUGUCCUCCGGCAGGAGUCCAGCUGGCAUCUGACCUGAAUGAAGACCAUCCUUCUCCUCCUCACUCUGCUGCUGCCUCACCCCUCCUCCCACAGCCAGCUCCUUCCUCCCAACAAACCAUCAUACCACACUCUGCCUCACUCCCACAACACCCCUCCCACUCUCCCUCAUCAUCACUUCCUUCCUCUCACCUUGCCUCGCCACGAUCCCCAACUUCUUCUAGAGCUGGCUCUCUAGAGACAUCCCCUCACAGGACUGCCUUACUCCCCUCCUGCUCCCCCCACACCCCACCUCCUUCCUCCCCCCUGGAGGGCUGUCCCCAGCAGGAGAAGGUUGCCAGUCAGCGACAAACAGAGGCAGUGCAAGAGGACAACACGCUUUCCUGUCAUGUGACAUUGGCGGAUGGUGACAGCCAAUCACAGAGCCAGUUAGAACUUGUUGUCUUGGAAACAGAACCCACCAAAGAUGAGCACCAAUCACAUACUGAGCCUUCAGAUAGGAAGGAGGAGGAGGAGGAGGAGCCUCCUGAAACACCGGAGCCAACUGCAUUGCUCAUGACAACCGAGGCAGUUACCAGGCAGCAGCCAAUAAGAGAGAGGCAGGAUGCAGCGAAGGGGCAGGGGGAAGGAGUGACUGAUAGGAUGGAUGAAGAGGAAGCAGGUGAGAUGAGGGAGGACCAGUCAGAUGUAGAGGAGGAGCCAGUGAGCCCUGUGCUGGAACUGGACCCGUCUUUGGAUAUGGAAGUGAUGGAGCUGAUGACCUCUUCAUCUCCUCCUCCUUCCCUCCUCCAUCUCUCCUCCAUCAGCCUGCCUUCCUUCUCCCGCCGGGGGAAGGGUCGGACUUUCAGAUCUCCUCCUUGCUCCUCCAGGCCGUCAGACGACCUCUCCAUCCGUCUGAGGCAGUCACCCUUCUCCACUGAAGCCUCCCCUGAGACCUCUCCCGCCAGAGCCCCCAUCACCCCACCUCCACUCUCUCCGCCCUCACCUCCUCUCCACUGCUCUCUUCUUUCCAGAGAGUCUCCACCUCUCUCCAAGCCCCAGGCUGCUCCCUCCACUGUGCUCCCCCUCACUCCUAAAAUUGGCAUGGGGAAACCGGCCAUCUCUAAGAGGAAGUUCUCCCCUGGCAGAGCCAGGAUCAAGCAGGGUUCGUGGUGGAGUAAUCGCAGGGCGGUGAGCCCCCCCUCAUCCUCCCAGGAUUCGGUGGGGGAGAGUGGGUGGGACAGCCCUAAGCCCCGUCCAGCAGACUCCCCCGUCUGGAGCGUGAGAGUGGGUCGCGGUUCAGGGUUCCCAGGCAGGAGGAGGUCCAGGGGAGGAGGUGUUGGAGGAGGAAGAGGAGCAAGAGGAAGGAGCCGACUGAAGACUCAGGACUGUCUGAGUGUGUCACCUGGAUCUGUCUAUGUAGAGCCGUUCCAGCCGAAAGAGGAGGAGGAGAACUCGAUGCACAACACAGUGGUGAUGUUCUCCACCUCUGACCACUUCACCCUCAGACAGGACAUGUGUGUGGUGUGUGGUAGUUUUGGUCAGGGAGCUGAGGGCAGACUGUUGGCCUGCUCGCAGUGUGGACAAUGCUACCAUCCCUACUGUGUCAACGUGAAGAUUACGCGGGUCAUCCUGACCAAAGGGUGGCGCUGCCUAGAGUGUACAGUGUGUGAGGCGUGCGGUGAGGCCAGUGACCCCGGGCGACUUUUGCUAUGUGACGACUGUGACAUCAGUUACCACACCUACUGCCUGGACCCGCCCCUCCACACAGUACCGAAAGGAGCCUGGAAGUGCAAGUGGUGUGUGUGGUGUGUCCACUGUGGCUCCUCCUCCCCUGGGCUGCACUGUGAUUGGCAGAGUAACUACAGUCUCUGUGGACCAUGUGAGAGCCUGAGCCGCUGUCCUCUCUGUCAGCGACAGUACACACAGGACGACCUCAUACUGCAGUGUCAGCAGUGCGACAGAUGGGUCCAUGCUGUGUGUCAGGGUCUGGCCACUGAAGAUGAGGUGGAGACUGCUGCUGAUGAAGGCUUUGACUGCUCGCUGUGUCGGACUCACAGCCGCGGCUCCUACGGGAGGUCAGACAGUUUUGAGUCUCCUUACAUGGCUCAGAUCAUCUCCAGGAUCAGAGAACCUGACACGAAGACGUACUCUCAGGAUGGAGUGUGUCUGACGGAGUUGGGUCUCUCUCACCUGCAGUCUCUCGUUGAGCCUCUGAUGUCACCGCGCAGGUACCGCAGAUCUAAACCCAAACUGAAGCUGAGGAUCAUUAACCAGAACAGUGUGUCGGUCCUGCAGACCCCAUCUGAGCCCGAAACCCCAACUGAGCAGGACCACAGCCGAGGUGACUUGGAGUGUGAGAUGAAAUCUGACUCGAGCCCAGAGCGAGACCACGCCCACGACGAUGAUGUCAGCAAGGAGUCUGAAGUUACCGACGGCAACAAGAAGAGGAAGAGGAAGCCCUACAGGCCUGGUAUUGGAGGGUUCAUGGUGCGUCAGCGGGGAGGGAAGGCUGGUCCGAGCAGAAUUAAACUGUGCAGAAAAGAUUCAGUGGAGACCCUCCUGGGUCGAGAUGAAGAUGUUUCCAUGGAGAUGGCUCCCCCUGCUGACCAGACGAUGGAGAAAGUGAAAAAGAGGUAUAGGAAGAAGAAGACGAAGCUGGAGGAGGCCUUCCCUUCUUAUCUCCAGGAGGCGUUCUUCGGUCGGGAUCUUCUGGAUCGGAGCCGACAGGCUGACAGGACACCUGGGCCAGAGACACCAAGAGCCAGCCAAUCAGGAGGCGGGACAGAUGACAUGAAAGCCCCUGCUGCUGGAUUGCACGGCACCUCCACCAAGGCGACCAACGCCAUCAAGAAGCAGGCAACACUGUCCGUGUCAGAGGGAGCCCUGUUGGAUUUGUCUGAUGUUCUCAACACUGAUCCUCACAUACUGGCUACAGGACACCCAGGUCAGUUCCAGGUGGAGCGCUCCCCCUCUCCGUUUGCCGGUCUGGACAUCAGCUCCAUGGCCGAUGACCCAUCUUUCACAGGGAGUGUUGGCCGUGGCCAGAGGAUGUCGCAGGAGGAGCCCCUGGACGCCAUCUUGAGUCCUGAGCUUGAUAAGAUGGUCACUGAUGGUGCAAUCCUCAGCAAACUCUACAAGAUCCCAGAGCUGGAGGGGAAGGACGUGGAGGAGGUGUUCACUGCUGUCCUCAGUCCAAACAGCAGCAACAAUGAGCCAGAGCAGAACCAACACACACACGCUGCACCUCGGAGCAAGACAAACACACACCACACAGCAGCUGCCGUGUUUCCUCGUCUUCCGCUGAUGAAUGGCCUGAUGGGAGCUGCUCCUCACUUUCCUAACAAUCCUAUGAUGCCCAGCGGUGCACAGGCUUCAGCAGGCUUUAGGUUGCCCCCUCCCGAGGGCUCCGCCCCUGCUCUGCUCCCGGGCCCCGCCCCCGGGUUGGCCUCAGCCAGGCAGGGCUCAGCAGGUGAGGGGGAGCAGGACGUGAUGUCGACAGCUCAGAGGAGCAUGUUGAAGUGGGAGAAAGAGGAAACUCUGGGAGAGAUGGCCACCGUCGCUCCUGUCCUCUACUGCAACACCAACUUCCCCCAACUGAGAGAGCAGUAUCCUGAAUGGUCCACUAGAGUGAAGCAGAUUGCCAAGUUGUGGAGGAAGGCCAGCUCUCAGGACAGAGCGCCUUUCGUGCAAAAAGCUCGAGAUAAUCGGGCAGCUCAGCGCAUCAACAAGGUGCAGCUGUCCAACGACCCGCUCAAACGGCACCAACUCUUGCAGCCGCCGUUGCUGGCCCCGUACGACCCCGUUUCCAUGGAGACGGAAGGGGCAUUCAAGGACCCGCUGAGGCCCAAAGAGUCAGAACAAGAGCAGGAGUGGAAGCUGAGACAGGGAGAGGUAAAUGACAGAUGGGGAGCCGGUAAGAAGAGGCAGGAAAAUCUCCCCCAAAGCAAAGCCCUAAAAUCACCAACAGAUAAAGAUUGUCCCUACCAGGCAUCUGUAGCAGGAGGUGGCAAAGAGGCUCUGCAAAUGCGUCAGAAGAGCAAGCAGCAGGCCAAGAUGGAGGCCACUCAGAAGUUGGAGCAGGUGAAGAUCGAGCAGCUCCUGCAGCAGAGGCAGCAGCAGCAGAUAUUAGCCGCCCAGCGCCUCGCUGGACGACUUUCACCAGAGACAGGCAGCCGGAGCCCUGUGAUGCCCACACAGCAGCCAGUUACCCCGGGCAGCGCCUCGCCUCUCCAUCCACCAGCAUCCAGGGAGGGUCAGUGCAGACAGAACCCCCUCCUGCAGGGGGGCCAGAGCUCAGGACAGGCUGACGAUGUCUUCCUCAGACCACAAGCCCCUCCCCCCUCUGGUUUUUCCUCACUCCCUCACUCCCCCCACCCCUCCUCCCCUCUUCAUCAGCCCCCAUCCUCCCCCCAGAUGUUCUCCCCACCCUCCUCCCGCCCGUCUUCACCGUGGGACCCCUACACUAAGGUUGUAGGAACUCCUCGCCCCACUUCCACCCAGGCUGGUGGCCUCCCAGCCCCCCAGCAGCAGCAGCGUCGCAACUCCCUCAGUGCCUCCCCGGCCCACGAUGCCUUUGGUUCACCCACCCCAUCCCCAGACUCUAAAAUUUCUGAUGUCUCCAGGGCCCUCAUACCCCAUGCAGGAGUGCAGCAGAGCAGAGCAGGUAUGAUGAGUCCCCCCUCUGGUUCGGCCCCUGACCAUUCAGCCAGACAUGUUGGUAUCAGAGCAGCUGAGAACUACCAGAGGACUCCUCAUAAUAGCAGCAACAUGCGAACUGUGUCUGAACUGUAUGGUCGGGCUGGUGAGCAGGUUCAGGGUGGAAUAUUUAAAGCCCCCAUGCCCCCCCAGCACCAGCCUCAACCCGAGGUGUUUGGCAGCACAGGAGGAGGAAGGAGGGACCUGUCUAGACCUACGGACCUGGCCUUUGCCCUUUCCCAGUCACAGGACACUACAUUCCCCUCCAGUCCAUUGUCAGGACUGGGCUCCCCCCACCGCAGCCCCUAUGCCCAGACACCCGGCACCCCCAGACCUGACUACAGCCAGCAGAUCUCUGAUCCCUUCACCCAGCAGUCACCUCUUACUUCCCGGCCUUCACCGGACCCUUAUGCCAACCCUCAGACCCCUGGUACGCCACGGCCGCAUUCUGACCCUACAUAUGUCACUGCACCGCCUCCCCCGAGACUGGACCAGUAUAACCAGCAGCCAGCCAGCCAUCGACCCUCCCCUUCACACCCAAACAUUGAUCCAUAUUCCUCCAACCCGGGGACACCCCGUCCCUCUGUCACCGAGCGUUUCCCUCGGUCACCGGGAAGUCAGCGGAGCACUGACCCCUACACACAGCCCACUGGUACGCCACGACCUUCGUCGGAUCCCUACGCCCAGCAACCUUCAACGCCGCGGCCCCAGAAGCCUCCCGAACCCUUCAUCCAGGCCCCAGUGGAGAGCUUCACUCCUCAACCUGCAGGAUCCGGUUCAUCCCCUCUGACCCCAGGCCUACCUGGAGAGACGGUGACAUUCACCCCAACUCACCACCAGUUGCAGCAGUCUCCAGGAAGACAACAACAACAACAGCAGCAGCAGGACUCAUUUCCCAGAACCCAUAGCGGCCAGACACCAAAGCAACCUGGGAUGUUGGAGGAGAGCGGCUUCUCUGGAUUGGCAGGUCACACUCCUGGCCAUGACCCCUUUGAGCAGGGUCACAUGACACCAGGCCCCGCUCAGACGGAUAAGAUGACAACCAAUGAAAGUGCAGCGCUUGCCGCUUCUUUAGAUGGACCGAUGAGCAUGUUACCCCAACUUGGUGACUCAGAGGAGAAGCUGAGACAGCGUCAGCGGCUUCGGCAGCUCAUCCUGAGGCAGCAACAGCAGAAGUAUGCGUUACGGCAGGAGAAAGGUCUGCAGGAUGCAGCUUCUGGAACUCCACCGGGAUCCACCCCUGCUCCUGCCACAUCACGCCACUGGUCCCCGGAGGACCCCUCCACUGCUCCUCCAACAGAUCCGUUUGGACGUCCCCCACCCCCUUACCCUGGCACAUUAAGGCCUGGUGGGGCAGUGGGGGCUCCAGCCCCGAGGUUCCCUGGCAGCUUCCCAGGAGAGCAGCAGAGGGGCUUCACCCCCAGCGAGGCACCCUUCCCCAGGCAGAGCCUUCCGAGAGAGCAGGGAGUCCGAGGGCCUGCCGUGAGGUUCAGUGUUCCUCCAGGAUCUCCAGCAGGUCUCCAGGACUCAUUCUCACGGCCUCCUCAGGGUUUGAUGCCUGGAUCUGGACUUGGGGUGGAGGAGGGAGGUCUUGUCCAAAUGAAGAGGCCGACACCUGGGGAAUUCACCAGCAUCCGACCCCUCAGUGCUCCCACUGCUCACAUGCUGCCAGGUGUCCCCCAGCCCUUCCUCCCACGUGCCCUCCCCCUCCAACAGCACAGCAUCAUGGGACAGCCUUACAUUGAGUUAAGACACCGCGUACCUGAGAACCGCCUGAGGCUACCCUUCCCUCCGCCCGCCAUUCCAGACCCUGAGCCAUCUCCAGUCAGACCCGGUCAGGGAGCCAGGAUGGGUGAGACACCACUGGGCCAGCAGCACAUGGUGAUGGAGCAGCCAAAUCAGCAACAUGUGAACCACUCUGCAGCACUGACACAGAGCACCGAGUCGGCACUGACAGGAGCUGAUGGCAUGGAGGAGCACCUAGAGGGUGAGGACUCGGCUGUGAAGGAUCUGGAGGAUGUGGAGGUGAAGGAUCUGGUCGACCUCAACCUGAACCUUGACCCUGAAGAUGGUAAAGAGGAUCUGGAUCUUGGUCCGAAUGACCUCCACCUCGAUGAUUUCCUGCUGUCAGGGAAGUUUGACCUGAUUGCCUACGCUGACCCUGAGCUUAAUCUGGAGGACAAGAAGGACAUGUUCAACGAGGAGCUGGACCUGGGGGAGCCGGUGGAGGAGAAGGACAGGGGAGAGAGGAAGGACGGAGCCAGCGGGCCCAGAAAGACAGAUUGCCAGGUCAAACAGGAAGUGCAGAACAGUACUAAGACUGAAGGGAAGGACAACGCCUUGGCAACCCAGCAGCAUACACCACAAUCUGGGGUCGUGACCAGCAUCAGACCCCCCAAACCUCCAGGAGCCGAGACAGCAGGCUCCAACCAGCCCAGCUCGUCUGCUCUCCUCACCAAGCAGGUGGAGGAAUCUGGUUCAGGUCCAGGGGCCUUUCCAGAUAUCCAGACCCAGGAGCACGCUCCAUCAUCAGUCAUGGCUCCCAGGGUUCACCCCCCCAUGGCUGGAGGUCAACAGUCUGUCUUUCAACAGCAGCAGAGGCCAUUUGGCUCCCCCACAUCCCUGCCGGUUCUCUUCACCCCCCACCCUCAGGGUCUCCUGGUGUCUCCCCAUCCGAGUCUGGCUCCUCAGGGCCCCCCAGUCCCACCUCACCCGAUGUCCCUCCAACCCUCCCAGCCUCACCUCCUCAUCAAUCCCCAGACCCAGCCUCUUCAUCAGGGCAUCUCCACCCAGACUCAGAACCAGGACCCUAACCAGGACAAGCACAGGCCUCUGCUCCUAGAUGAGCAGCCGCUUCUCCUACAGGACCUCCUGGACCAGGAGCGCCAGGAGCAGCAGCAGCAGAAACAGAUGCAGGCUUUGAUAAGACAGAGGUCCACCCCAGAGUCUGUGUUACCAAAUAUGGCAGACUUUGACUCCAUCUCUGACCCAAUCAUGAAAGCCAAGAUGGUGGCUCUGAAGGGCAUCAACAAGGUCAUGACCCAGGGCAAUUUAGGACUCAAUCCCAUGGUCAUCAACAGGUUCCAGCAGGCUCCAGUGGCUCAGGGGGGCCCAGUGGCCCCAGGUCCAGAGGGCACUCCUCAGCCUCCUCACCUGGUGGGACAGGACGGAAAGUUGAACCCCCAGUUGGUGCGACCCAAUCCCCCCAGCUUCGGCCCCGGUUUCAUCAACGAGUCUCAGCAGCGUCAGUACGAGGAGUGGCUGGGAGAGACGCAGCAGCUCCUGCAGAUGCAACAGCGUCUACUGGAGGAACAGAUCGCAGCUCACCGCAAGACCAAGAAAUCUCUGUCGGCCAAACAGAGAACAGCCAAGAAGGCCGGCCGACCCUUUGCUGAAGAGGACGCAGCUCAGCUCCGCCACAUCACCGAGCAGCAGGGGGUGGUGCAGAAACAGCUGGAGCAGAUCCGGAAGCAGCAGAAGGAUCACGCAGAGCUGAUUGAGGACUACAGGACCAAACAGCAGCAGCAGAGAGCUCUGCAGCAGCAGCAGCAUCCGACUCCUCCCUCCAUGAUGUCACAGACCCUCCUCAACCAGCCCAUUGUGUCCAUGCAACCCCACCCCAGUGGUCCGACACCAGGCCGUGUCCCUACUGUCCCCCCUGGUUGGACCCCAAGUGGUAGGGCCCCAGGGGUGAUUGCACAGAGGGUGCCUCAUCUGCCCACCCAGGGUUCCCCACACACCCAGACCCCCCCGGCCAUGGUGCCUGGCUUCACUGCGGGCCCCCGAGGCCCCACUGUGGCACCCAGUGGAGCAGCAGGAGACGGAGCUGCCCCCCCUCGUCAGGUGAACUUUGACGACAACAACCCGUUCAGCGAGGGCUUCCAGGAGAGAGAGAGGAGGGAGAGGCUGAGAGAGCAGCAGGAGAGGCAGAGAGUUCAGCUCAUGCAGGAGGUGGAGCGUCAUCGUGCCCUGCAGCAGAGACUGGAGCUGGAGCAGCAAGGCCUCCUUGGGGCCUCCGUGGGUCCUGGAGCCGGAGUAGCAUCCGUGCCUCCAUCUGGAGCUCGAGUUGGACAGACACCAGGGCCGGGAGGUCUUGCCGGGGCAGCACCUGCCCCUGGAGGGGACAGUCUCUCCCAGAUGCCUUUCUUUAGCUCUGAGCUGCCCCAGGACUUUCUCCAGUCACCCCCAGCCUCCAGACCUCCCCCACAGCACCAAAACCAGGUGGGUGCACCGUUCCCCCAACAGGCAGGCCUCCAGCAGGGCUUCACAGCAGGCCCUCUGCUCCCUGGAGCUCACCCGGCUCCAGUUCUGUUACCUGGGGCCAUAGCAGAGCGGGGCAGGGACCUGCCUGAGCCUCCUCCCAACCUCCAGACCAGACCGAGGUUCUCAGGCCCUGCCAGGCUCUCAACUCCGGGGCAGGUACGACCAGCUGGGACAGGGACAGCAGGAAUGACCCUCCCCCAACCCGGAGGUCAGGCUCAUCAAUUUGGUCAUGACUCCUCCUCUUCCUCACCCUCUACCCCCUUCCCCUGUUCCUCCUCGGGAGGUCCCGCCUCCCUCAUCCAGCUCUACUCAGACAUUAUCCCUGAAGACAAAGUAAAGAAGAAGAGGAGCAGGAAGAGAGAAGCAGAUGACACCACUGGUGGAGGAGGGGGAGCCAGGACGCCGCUGUCCUCACACUCUGAUGACAACACAGCCCCACCCACUCCUGCUGUCUCAGACACUGCCUGUUCCACGCCUACUCGGAGCAACAUUGACCAAUCAGAUGUGUCCUUCUCUCUAAGCUCCUCCCUCCGCGGUCUGGCUCCGUCAUCUGAGCUGGAGAAGCAGCUGUCGGUCACCUCUGCAGCCCAGCAGCGAGGCUCCGUUGUGGGUGCAGAGUCUCUGAGGGCUCCACUGUUUGCAGCUUGUCUGGAGGUUAAGGAGGAGCGUGAGGAUGGAGGAGCUUGUGGGGGAGGUGUGGUGAAGUUGGAAGAGGGUAUGGGUGAAGGAUUCUCCUCUCCCUCUCUUCUCCACGAGGGAGGUAAAGACGGAGAUGGGGGGAAAGAGCUGCUCAGGCACCUGCUGAAAGACAAGACCUCCCCAGCCACCACGCCAUCGCCCACCGACCAGGCCCCAACCACCACCCACCGCCAGCUGUCCAUCGAGAGUGUCCGGUCCGAGGAAGAGGACAGGCCUGGUUCCCAUGGGAACACGGUGUACAGUCCGGACCUCCUGGACUCCUCUGGCAGGAAGAAGACUCAGCGCUGUAAGAGACUCACUCGCCCAGAGAAAGACAGAGCUCCUCCCAAAAACAAGAGGAGAAAGAGAGAGGAAGAGGAGAAGACACUGCACUCCUCCACCUCCUCUGACCCGCUGGUGACACACCUCACACAGCUGUCGGUCCUGCCGCUCAUGGAACCAGUUCUUGGGGUGGAUCUCAGUCUUUUCCCGCCAUACGGCAGCUCCUCUCUGGGCAGAGACUCCAGACUGACCGGCUCCUUUGGCAAUGCCUGUCUGGAUGGAGUCACCGACUAUUACUCCCAGCUCAUAUACAAGCAGAAUAACCUCAGUAAUCCCCCCACACCUCCAGCCUCCCUGCCCCCUACCCCCCCGCCCGUUGCCAGGCAGAAACUGGUGAACGGCUUCGCCACCACAGAGGAAUUGUCCAGGAAAGACAUCAGCGAGCAGGAUGUAAAAGGUGUGAAGCAGAAGGGGGAGGGGCUUCUGGCUCUAAACCACACCUCUAAGACUGUGGAUGUCCCUGCCUCCCUUCCGACUCCUCCACACAACAAUCAAGAAGAACUCAGGGUCCAGGACUCAUCAGAGCGUGACAGCCCGGACAGCUUCGUCCCAUCAUCAUCUCCAGAGAGCGUGGCCGACAUGGAGGUCAGCAGGUACCCCGACCUCUCCUUCAUCAAACUGGAGCCACGCUCACCUUGCCUGUCGCCAACAUUACCCAUCAUGCCCAGCGCAUGGGGAAAAGGCUCUGCAGUGAAACAGGAAGUGAAGGCGGAGCCUAACCAUCAGGGUCCUCCCUCCUGCUCUAACACAGACCUGGUUACCAUAGCGAUAACUCUGAACCCCGUUGCAGCUCAGAAUGUGGCAGGUGUGAUGACGGCGGUGGCUGAGCUUCUGCAGGUCCCGGUCCCCACUGACUACCACCUGAGCCGACCAGCGGGCCCCGAACGCAACUCUCUGGCCCUGCUGGCUGGAGUCCGAGUUCCGCUUGCACUGAGUAUAGCAGGCAGCAGACAGCAGAGACCACCUGCUGCUGGGAACACAGCUGUUGGUGCUGUCAGGCCUCAGAGUUGUAGCUACUGCAAAGCGCUCCUGGGAAAUGGAGUCCGCAUCGUCAGGGAGCUCAAACAGGAGGGUCAGUCCAGACCAGGAUCUAGCCUGGUGUUCUGCAGUCCAGACUGCUCUGCACUCUACACAUCGGACCUACAGAGCAGAACGGCUGUAAGCACGGUGAGACAUCAGCCAGCGGACCCCACCGUGCUGUCGGGCUCUGAGCAUCCCCCGCCCAGCCAAGCGCAGCACCAGUACACCAACAACAUGUCCUCCAUCGCUGUCCACUCUCUACUCGACACUCCCUCCUCACCUCCCCCCACCUCCUCCUCCCCACCACUCUCCUUCCCCCCUGCCUCCAGCAUCACCAUGGAGACCAAGCCCUGCAUGCACAGCCUGAAGGUGAAGGUGAAGUUAAAGCCCCGCCCUCGGGCGGUCACUGGUGGUGAGGACUCACAGUCCAGUCUCCACCUGAAGAGGAUGAGGAGUUGCCGCUGGAGACGCUGGAGCGUUAGCAUCACACUCAGCAGAAGCCAUUGCGUCCCUAAUGAGGCUGUUGCCAUGCCAGCAGAAGAGGAAGUUGAUGUUCUGUUGAAGAAAUUUGGGGUGUGUCUGCAGCCUGACCCAUUACCCAAAGACCAGCGGAGGUGUUGCUUCUGUAACCAGCAAGGAGAUGGACAGACUGAUGGGCCAGCCAGACUUCUGAACUUGGACCUGGACCUGUGGGUCCACCUGAACUGUGCUCUGUGGUCCAGUGAGGUGUACGAGACUCAGGCUGGCGCCCUGAUCAACGUGGAGCUGGCUCUGAGACGAGGUUUAACACUACGCUGUGCUCACUGUCAGCAGACCGGAGCCACGAGUGGCUGCAACCGCCUGCGCUGCACGAACACUUACCACUUCACCUGCGCACUGCAGGCCCACUGCACCUUCUUCAAGGAUAAGACCAUGCUCUGUCACCUCCAUAAGCCUAAGGUGCUUCCUGUCAGUGGGGACAAGUCCUCCAGCUGCUCGCCCUCCUCCACCCCGGGGCCAACUCCUGACCCUGCAGUGACGAUGUCCUCUGACCCGUAUGACUCUGAGCUGCGUUGUUUCGCUGUGUUCCGGCGGGUGUACGUGCAGCGGGACGAGGCACGGCAGAUUGCCGCCGUGGUGCAGCGCGGGGAGCGGCAGCACACCUUCCGGGUGGGCAGCCUGCUGUUCCGCUCCAUCGGCAGGCUCCUCCCGCAGCAGAUGAGCACCUUCCACAACAAGACUGCCAUCUUCCCCAUCGGUUACCAUGCCAACCGCUUCUACUGGAGCAUGCGCCACAGCAACAGACGCUGUAAGUACAUGUGCUACAUCGAGGAGCAGGAGGGCCAGCCGCUGUUCAAAGUGAAGGUGGUGGAGAAGGGAUACGAUGACCUCAUACUGACCGGACCAACACCCAAAGCCGUGUGGGACCAGAUACUGGAGCCGAUAUCCCAGAUGAGAUCCUCCAGUGGGACUCUGAAGCUCUUCCCAGUGUACCUGAAAGGAGAAGAUCUAUUUGGUUUGACCACAUCUGCUGUGACCCGGAUCAUAGAGUCUUUGCCAGGUGUAGAGACCUGUGAGCGUUACACCUUUCGUUAUGGCAGGAACCCUCUCAUGGAGUGGCCUCUGGCUUUCAACCCGUCUGGUUCAGCACGCUCUGAGCCCAAAGCCUGCCAGACCAAAAGACCAAACCUGUUGACCAGCAUCGCUCCCAGGUGUCAGGGCACGGUGGGCUCCAUCGUGGGCCUCGUGCCUGGAGUCAUCUCUCUGUCCCCGGGCGAGUCUGUGGCCGGGGCUCACCAGGGCCGCCACUCCAAGUCAUCACAAUACAGACGCAUGAAGGCAGAGUGGAAAACCAACGUCUACCUGGCCCGCUCUCGCAUCCAGGGUCUGGGUCUGUACGCUGCCAGAGACAUCGAGAAGUGCACCAUGGUCAUAGAGUACAUCGGCACCAUCAUCAGGAGUGAAGUAGCCAAUCGCAAGGAGAGGCUGUAUGAAUCACAGAACCGCGGUGUGUAUAUGUUCCGGAUUGACAACGACUUUGUGAUUGACGCCACCAUCACUGGAGGACCGGCCAGGUACAUCAACCACUCGUGUUCUCCCAACUGCAUCACAGAGGUGGUCACUGUGGAAAAGGAAAACAAGAUCAUCAUCAGCUCCUGCAGACGCAUCCAGAGAGGAGAAGAGCUGUCUUACGACUACAAGUUUGACCUGGAGGACGAUCAGCACAAGAUCCCCUGUCACUGCGGAGCAGUCAACUGCCGCAAAUGGAUGAACUGAACACACACACACACACACACACACACACACACCGGCAGCUCUUUCUCUGCCUCCGUUUCUCUUGGUGCUGAAGCUGGACGUCGAUCACCCAUCGGUCUGUAGGCGGAGCUACGCGUCAUAUCAGAAGUCAGUAAUAAUAAUAAAACUGAUCACAGCAGAGUUGAUCAGAGGUAAUAAUGAUGGGGGUUGUUAUAUAUGGGGGUGGCCGGGGUUAAGGUGAGUGAUUGACAGGCCAGGGGGCGGGGCUUAUGACGAGGCUGGUCCUCUGUGUGUAUAUUGAGUGUAAAAACGACCACAGGUGUAAAUGUUAGUGUAAACGCCACUGAAAUAACAGAAUGUUGUCAUCCUCAAAGGGAGGUUCAUUAACUUGCACUAAAAAGUCACAAAACUACAAAAACAGAGAAAUUCCCACAGAAGCAUACUUGAUUCCUCCUCCUCCUCCCUGCGUUUCUGUUCAUUUCCUGUAAAAUAAGAGAUUUUUUUUCUGUUUGUAUUUAUUACUGAAUGAAGCUAUUUUCUAAAUCCAUGGUGAGUUCGAGGUCCGGAGUCGCAGCUUGUAAAUAUCUGUAUCAUAAAUUCAAAAGAAAACAAAAACGUUUAGAAAUCACUCCACCGAGAGCCACCUUAACAUCUUCAUCCUCACCUUCAUCACCUGCCGAUCAGAGCGUUCUUCUGUUCGAGUUUUAAAUAAAGUUUCAGUUUCCUGUCCCGGUGCUGGAGGCGGUGCGUUCCUAUUGGACGAAGACUGUGAACAGACAAAGUGCUUCCUGAGUGCCGGGCAGGUUUCACUGCGGCCUUCAUGUGCGUUUCGUGUCUUCUCGUGUUUUUUGUUUUUCACCCAGCGUUUUUGGCUGCAGGCGUCUUGUGUUUUUGGUAGUUUUUUUUUCACUUCCUGGCGUCCAGAGUCCUGCUGCCGUGUACAUAUGAGGUCUAAUUCGGACUCUGCUGAUGUGUACAGUUAGACAACAUAAAGCCUUGUUUUUGUUUUUUUAUUACUGGAUGUAAACAGAGUGUGAUGAUGAUGAUGAUGAUGUUUUUUGCUUUGGGGAAAAUGUGGAAUCUGAUUUAGAGUCAUUUACAGAAAAUAAAAUAUUUUACAUCUUGAA